CUGAUAAUACUCCGAGACUCGCAGAGUGCGAGCUGACUGGAGGAGUGCCGUUUAACAAGCGCAUUACUCAAUUCAGUGCUAGUGCCUCGAGGAACGUUAUAAAGUUAAUUGUGUGGACUGAGUGUGAUCUGCUUUCCGCAUUGCAAGACCACUCGUUGCUGGGAUAGGAUGGAUGGCAACAUGUCGGAAUCAACUUUCUUCGAGGAAAAUGGCGUCAGAGUUUAUCACGCCCAAUCGUCCUUCGUUUCCGAAUCUUUCGACAGCGCUUCCUGCCUUUCUGAUGUCUUUGAAGACCUGGACUUGGAAUCUCCGCGGGUCGGAGGUCCGCUCUCUCAGCCACUCGCCAUGAUUCCCCCAACGAUGCACGGCCACGAAUUCAACCAACCCUUGUCGAGGGUGGUUAUGGUCCGCAAAACUGAUCAAAGGACCUUCAGCAAGGGGCGCAGAGGCGGCGAACCGAUGCUCGAAACUGUCACUCGGGAAACGAUCGAACUUUUUAACGGUGGUAGAGCUGAGAGGAAAUUCACCUCCGAGACCAAAGACGUCGCCACACCAAAAUCAACCAGCAUGCCUUCCCUCAGCGGAAGUGGAACGAAAAAGAAGGUUGUUGGCUUUGUUGACCAGUUGUCACCCGAAAGGUCACGAGCUGACUCAGUGCGAUCAAAGUCACCGCCAACGGCGUCACCGGCUUCACCAGGACCUCUGUCAGGCUCGUUUCACGGAAGUUUUCACGGCAGUCUUGGCAGCGAUGGAAUGUCCUGCAGCAGCGCGAGGUCCUCUUCGGCAUCCCCCGACUCGGCACGCUAUUCAUCAUCCCAAAUCAGCAAACCGGAGAUUACAAAGACUGACAGCCGUAAAACAUCUCUGCGCAGAUCGGGUCCAUCGAAGGAAUUCCUCGACGCUUGUCUCGAAGCCCACAACGUUUAUCGUGCCCGACACGGCGUUCCUCCUCUGCGAAUCAACAAACAGAUGUGUAAAUCGAGCCAGGACUGGGCGAACAUUCUGGCAGUUAAAGGCCGGCUAGAACACAGAACGAACAUCGACUACGGGGAAAAUUUAUUCUGCAUGUGGAGUUCAAAUCCAAAGAACAUUGUGAGCGGAGAGGAACCGGUUAACGAAUGGUACGCCGAAGAGGCGCAACAUCAAUACGGAAAGGAGCCAACGACCCUGAAGACGGGCCACUUCACGCAAGUCGUAUGGCGAGAUAGUUCAGAGCUGGGAAUCGGGAUGGCUCGUAAUCGUAACGGGGAGAUUUACGUCGUGUGCAAUUACAAUCCGGCUGGAAAUUUCUUGGGCAGUUUUACCGAGAACGUUUCACCCCCCGGUGGAGUUUGUUCACCGAGGAAACUUGGCACCGUUAACGCUCAAGUGAACCUCAUAAACGAGACGUCUUGGCAGCAGGAAGCGCUAUUGGUCCACAACGAGUAUCGUAGAAGACACAGAGUUCCUGACCUCAAGCUGAACUCUGAACUGACAGCUGCUGCUCGGGCCUGGGCGGAAACUCUCCUACAAACGAACAAACUGGUUCACCAAUCCACGUCACCGUACGGUGAAAAUAUUUACUCAAUGCACAGUUCGGACCCGAAACUCGUUGUCUCUGCGAGGGAGGUGGUUUCGAAGUGGUACUUGGAGAAAAAGGAUCACAAGUACGGAUCGGAGCCGAGAGUCCUCAACACGUGUCACUUCACACAAAUAGUAUGGCGCAACACGACGGACAUGGGAAUAGCAAUGGCUCGGAGGAAUGGUACCUGUGUUAUAGUGGCCUGCUAUCAUCCCCGGGGUAACAUCGUUGGCCAGUUCACCGAAAACGUGCUGAAGCCGAAGUGAAAAUUGAUAAGCGUUCCACGUUCCGCGUAGACCGAAAGGACGCAACUUGUUAAUAGUGUACCUAAGCCUGUAUUUAUAUAUAUUUAUAUAUAUAUAUUGUACGUAGAUGUUAUACACAUAUGCAUGUAAAGACCAUAUAUGAACAUAAUAAACAUUCCAUAC
Diprion similis is the source of this 1989-nucleotide messenger RNA. Its product is annotated as secreted protein PRY1-like. The record is from RefSeq and is a predicted model, not a curated record. Bases 169 to 1827 code for a protein of 552 amino acids. NCBI's taxonomy places the organism in Eukaryota, Metazoa, Arthropoda, Insecta, Hymenoptera, Diprionidae. The transcript is spliced from 10 exons. Gene Ontology annotation, cellular component: extracellular region.